GACUUUCGUACCAAAAUGCAGCUGCUUGGCUUGGGAGUUCUGGUGGGGCUGCUCCACCAGCUGGCAGUUGGCGUGCUGGGCGCCAAGAUUUUGGCUGUGUUUCCAUUUCCCGGCAAAUCGCAGUACAUAUUCGCCGAGCAGUACCUCAGGGAGCUGGCUAGAAGGGAUCACAAUGUUACGGUUAUCAACACCUUCGGCAGCAGCGAAGAGUCGUCCGCUGUCAGAAUAAUUGGUGCGACUAAAAUACAUGAACUAAUGGCUGCUUUCGGCAGUGCGGACUACAAUCAGCAGGCCAGCCAGUGGACAAUGCUGACGAUGACCACGGAGUUCCUGAAUAUGCUUACGACCUGCGUGCUGGAGGAUGAGAAAGUGAAGCAGUUGCUCCAAAGCGACGAGACUUUCGAUUUGGUAUUGCUUGAAACUGUGCAGAACGAGGCAUUGUUUGGGCUGGCGCAGCACUUCAAAGCACUGACUAUGGGCAUCUCCUCAUACGGCACAGAUCGGCACAUUGACGAGCUUAUGGGCAAUAUAUCGCCUUUGUCCUUUAAUCCCAUGCUGCUAUCCUCACGCACUGAGCAUAUGAGCUACGAGCAACGGCUGUGGAACGUGUGGGAGGCCAGCCUUAGCUGGCUGCACAGGCGUGUGGUUCAUUUACCCAGCCAAGAGCGGCUGUAUAAGCAAUACUUUCCCAAGGCCAGCCAGACGCUGGAGCAGGUGCUAGACAGCUUUUCGCUAAUGCUGCUUGGUCAGCACUUUACGCUCAGCUAUCCGCGUCCGUAUCUACCAAAUAUGAUUGAGGUGGGCGGCCUACAUCUGCAGCACUCGAGAGAACCCCAGCCGCUGCCCGUAGACGUGGCCAAGUUUGUGGCAGAAGCUCAGCAUGGUGUUAUUUAUUUCUCAAUGGGUUCAAAUAUCAAGAGCGCCGAUUUGCCCACGGCACGGCUCCAGGUGCUGAUGCAGGUUUUUGGCAGGCUCAAGCAGCGCGUUCUAUGGAAGUUUGAGCAGCAACAGUUAACGGAUCAGCCCGCCAAUGUACUUAUUAGCAAAUGGUUUCCACAGCCAGAUAUACUAGCGCAUCCCAAUGUGAAACUCUUCAUCACACACGGCGGGCUGCUGAGCACCAUUGAGAGCAUCUAUUUUGGCAAGCCUGUGCUGGGUCUGCCUGUGUUCUACGACCAACACUUGAAUGUGCAGCGCGCCAAGCAGGCGGGCUUUGGAUUGACCCUGAAUUUGUGGACCAUGACGGCAGCAGAACUGCACGAUGUGAUUGUGGAGCUGCUCAGCAAUGAGAGCUACACGCAGGCAGCACAGCUUAAAUCGAAGCUAUAUGGCGAUCAGAAGGACACGCCGCUGGACCGCGCCAUCUGGUGGACGGAGUAUGUACUGCGUCAUAACGGCGCACCGCAUCUGCGUUCAGCAUCGCGAGACCUAAACUUGGCUCAGCUUCAUGGCUUGGAUACUUGGGGCUUGCUAUGCGCUGUUGCUUCACUAAUUGGUUUGCUGUUGUUGCUAGUCCUCGCGACACUCUUGCGAGUUGUUCGCAAUAUUUUUGGUAAACGUUGCAUCAAGACAGGGUCUGAAAAGAAGACUCAGUAG
Messenger RNA from Drosophila hydei, 1596 nucleotides. RefSeq names its product UDP-glucuronosyltransferase 1-8 (gene Ugt35A1). The record is from RefSeq and is a predicted model, not a curated record. The transcript has 2 exons. NCBI's taxonomy places the organism in Eukaryota, Metazoa, Arthropoda, Insecta, Diptera, Drosophilidae. Bases 16 to 1596 code for a protein of 526 amino acids. Gene Ontology annotation, molecular function: UDP-glycosyltransferase activity.